This is a messenger RNA of Pan troglodytes (chimpanzee), 3783 nucleotides long. RefSeq names its product zinc finger protein 250 (gene ZNF250). Bases 1733 to 3415 code for a protein of 560 amino acids. Lineage: Eukaryota; Metazoa; Chordata; Mammalia; Primates; Hominidae. Gene Ontology annotation, biological process: regulation of transcription by RNA polymerase II. Gene Ontology annotation, molecular function: RNA polymerase II cis-regulatory region sequence-specific DNA binding; DNA-binding transcription factor activity, RNA polymerase II-specific. The record is from RefSeq and is a predicted model, not a curated record. Gene Ontology annotation, cellular component: PcG protein complex; transcription regulator complex; chromatin. The transcript has 6 exons.
UCAACCUUUAUGAAUGUAUCAACAUUUGCAAAAUAAAAAAGUUGUGGAGGAGGAAGAAAAACAAAAACCAGGAUGCACUGAGGUCUGAGGUGAAGGUCCUAGGAGCAUCAGUUCUCUGUUGGGAUCAAGGUUGCUGGGACAGAGCUUGAUCCCUGUCAACUGCUAAAACAAUCCAGGACAAUCCAAUAGUAGAGCUGAAUUUUGAUUACCUUGGUCCUGAGCUUCACAGCCCUUUGGCAGAGGAAAUCCUGUGACACUGAGGUGUAACCACAAGACUGGCCCAAACUGACCCUAUUCUGUUGGUAACAGGAGGUACAGCAGAGCCAAAACUGAAAGUCAUGUAACCCGGACAUGCACAAAGGAGGAAAAUCGUAACUCGGAACCAACGUUUCCUCCCUGUGGAGCCAAGAAGACAGGGACAUGACCGGAGCUUGAGGGGCGGAACGCUUUCAGAAAGGAAGGGUCCAUCAUCCUGGAAGAUCUGGUGCUGAAACCUGCCAUUCCACACCUUACCAUAAAUGGCCAAGUUUAAAGCCCUCCUAUUGAAACCUGCCCGCCAGCACUUCUGUGUGCCAACCUGUCCUCCCUAACCCAUCGAGUUUGACCUAAGCCCACAUGUGGGAGCCACAUUUGAGCCAUGCCUCCGGUCUCCUUGGCCGUCGACCUUGAAAUAAUAAAGCCUUCUCUUUUCCCAAAAACUGGUGCCACAGUUUUGGCUUCUAGUGCGCCAGGCAACGGGCCCAUUGCUCGAAACGCGCGUGGUGGAUGGAGGCUCCGUGAAGCGCGAACCCCUGCCCGCAAGGGCUGCUGUGAAGUUCGCUGAAGCGUAGCACAGACUUGGCGUUUGCCUGGUGCGCGGCAAUUACGGAAUUAUCGCCACAUCCUCCCGGCCUCCGCUUCCAACAGCACGGGCCGGGCACUCGCUUCAAGCCUACCCCCUAACCUUAAGCCUUCCCCGCCGCCCCCACGCAGCCCCCAGCCCCGCCCUGUGGGGAAGCCUCUUGAGAGUCUGGGCCCGCCCACGCGCCCAAUGGACGACGCGGACCUGACCCUCGGCAGUGGGGCCAGCAGAAGGUGGACUAGGCGUCAGCCUUCCCGUCCCCUGACACCGCUCCAGACCAGCCCCACCCUCCCUGCCGCGGCUGUCAGGUCCUGGGCUGUGCCCGAAGCCUCCACACGGGUGUGGCCCGCGCCCUCGUUAAGGCCCGCCCCUCUCCCCCAGGUGCGCGGUGUAAACACACCAAAAAGCAAACACCAGGGCCGAGUGGGCGACGGAGACGGUCGCUGUUCAGUGACGCCCCCUGUCGGGAGCACGCCGGGCCGGACACAGCGAAGAGCGGCUGCGCCUCGGACCUCGCAGCACUCAGCCUCCUAAGUGGGAGGAAUAACCUCACGCAAGUCAUCAAACAAGAGGACUUCAGUGUUGCAACGAAGGAAGAGAAAGGGCCCCUGAGAAGGCGACAUUCGCACUGCAGCGGCGCAGGGACCAGCCAGGCGGCUGAGGGCAAGGUCGUCCCCAGCAGCGGGAACCGCAAGGACAAAAGGCUCGGAGGGGGGAACGAGCUCGAGUUCCAGGACGGCCGAAGCCAGCGCAAGUCGAGGAGGGACUGCGGGGCCGGUAGGGGUGUCCUCCACAGGGCGACGGCGGCAGGAGCUCGGGAACCGGGACUGCGAGCGGCCCCAUAGGCUCCUUCAAUUUCCGUGAUCCUCGGAGUCCCCAGGAGACCAGGUGAUGGCAGCAGCCAGACUCCUGCCAGUGCCGGCAGGACCCCAGCCCCUGUCGUUCCAGGCCAAGCUGACCUUCGAGGAUGUGGCUGUGCUCCUCUCCCAGGAUGAAUGGGACCGCCUGUGCCCUGCUCAGAGGGGCCUCUACAGAAAUGUGAUGAUGGAAACCUAUGGGAAUGUAGUCUCAUUGGGACUUCCAGGAUCCAAGCCUGACAUAAUCUCCCAGCUGGAGCGAGGGGAAGAUCCCUGGGUCCUGGACAGGAAGGGGGCUAAGAAGAGCCAGGGCCUGUGGAGUGACUACUCAGACAACCUCAAAUAUGACCACACUACAGCCUGUACACAACAAGACAGUUUAUCUUGUCCAUGGGAAUGUGAAACCAAGGGAGAGAGUCAAAAUACAGACUUGAGUCCGAAGCCAUUAAUUUCAGAGCAAACAGUGAUUCUGGGGAAAACACCCUUGGGGAGGAUUGAUCAAGAAAAUAAUGAAACAAAGCAAAGCUUCUGUCUGAGUCCAAACUCUGUUGACCACCGCGAAGUUCAGGUCUUAAGCCAAAGCAUGCCACUCACUCCGCACCAGGCAGUGCCUAGUGGAGAGAGGCCCUACAUGUGUGUUGAGUGUGGGAAGUGCUUUGGCCGGAGUUCCCACCUCCUUCAGCAUCAGCGUAUCCACACUGGAGAGAAGCCCUAUGUGUGCAGUGUAUGUGGGAAGGCCUUCAGCCAGAGCUCAGUCCUUAGUAAACACAGGAGAAUUCACACAGGUGAGAAGCCCUAUGAGUGUAAUGAGUGUGGAAAAGCCUUUAGAGUGAGCUCAGAUCUUGCUCAGCAUCACAAGAUACAUACAGGAGAGAAGCCUCACGAAUGUCUUGAGUGUCGGAAAGCCUUCACUCAACUCUCACAUCUCAUUCAGCACCAGCGGAUCCACACGGGAGAAAGGCCAUAUGUGUGUCCGUUGUGUGGGAAAGCCUUCAACCAUAGCACUGUUCUGCGGAGCCACCAGAGGGUACACACUGGGGAGAAGCCUCACAGGUGCAGUGAGUGUGGGAAAACCUUCAGUGUGAAGAGGACACUGCUGCAGCACCAGAGGAUCCACACCGGGGAGAAGCCCUACACGUGCAGCGAGUGUGGGAAGGCCUUCAGCGACCGCUCAGUCCUCAUUCAGCACCACAACGUGCACACCGGGGAGAAGCCCUAUGAGUGCAGUGAGUGUGGGAAGACCUUCAGCCACCGCUCCACACUGAUGAAUCACGAGCGGAUCCACACCGAGGAAAAGCCCUAUGCAUGCUACGAAUGUGGGAAGGCCUUCGUUCAGCACUCACACCUGAUCCAGCACCAGAGAGUCCACACUGGGGAGAAGCCCUACGUGUGUGGUGAAUGUGGGCACGCCUUCAGUGCACGCCGGUCUCUGAUCCAGCAUGAGAGAAUCCACACAGGUGAAAAGCCCUUCCAGUGCACAGAAUGUGGCAAAGCCUUCAGCCUGAAAGCAACUCUGAUUGUGCACCUGAGGACCCACACGGGCGAGAAGCCAUAUGAGUGCAAUAGCUGCGGGAAGGCCUUCAGCCAGUACUCAGUGCUCAUCCAGCACCAGCGGAUCCACACAGGCGAGAAGCCCUAUGAGUGCGGGGAGUGUGGGCGUGCCUUCAACCAGCAUGGCCACCUAAUCCAGCACCAGAAAGUGCACAGAAAGUUGUGACCCAUGGCUGACACAAGAAUCCAUUCUCACAGAAACUGCAUGUGGAACCACAAGCAGCCUUCAGCCCAAGAGAAGUCUCUGUUAACUCUAUAGGAAGCUUUUCUUUGGCGAUUCAGUGUCACAAAAUAACUCCAGAAAGAAGCACUUAGCGUGCUGUUCCUGUGGAAAAACUUCAGAGACUACCUGUUUUAUUUUCCUCAACAUCUUGAAGUUAUGUUGGAGAGUAAUCAUACAAUUGUAGAGAAUUUUGGUAAAAAACAGCCAUAAUUCUUUAACAUUAGUUUAUUUGAACUAAGGGAAUUUAAGGCAUAAGAACCAUUAUCCCAAUAAAAUCUUACGUUCCAAAUAAAGUUCUUUUUCUAAGAACA